GCCAAGAGCAAAACCACCGUCUUGUUUAUUGACUCCACUUUGAACGGUACAGAAACAGCGCAACAUCAAUGAGAGAAUGUAUCAGCGUUCACAUAGGACAAGCAGGCGUCCAAAUAGGUAACGCCUGUUGGGAGCUCUAUUGCCUUGAACAUGGAAUCCAACAAAAUGGUCAAGUAUCAUUUGAAUCUUCUGGUGCUAAUGAUUCGUCUAGCACGUUCUUUCAUGAGAUAGGCUCUGGGAAACGUGUCCCCAGAGCUAUAUUCGUCGAUUUGGAGCCCUCAGUUGUUGAUGAAAUACGCGUUGGAAAAUACAGCCAGUUAUUUCACCCGAACCAACUCAUCAGUGGUAAAGAGGAUGCAGCCAACAAUUACGCCAGGGGCCACUAUACCGUUGGCAAGGAAAUCAUUGAUUCGGUCUGUGACCAAAUUCAUAAAGUAACUGAACAAUGCUCUGGCCUCCAGGGCUUCUUGAUUUUUCAUAGUUUCGGUGGCGGCACCGGUUCUGGAUUUACGUCUCUGCUAAUGGAGCGCCUGAGUGUUGACUUUGGUAAAAAGACAAAGCUUCAAUUUUCAGUCUAUCCGGCACCACGAAUUUCUACAGCUGUAGUAGAACCGUACAAUUCCGUCUUAACCACUCAUACCACUCUAGAGCAUUGUGACUGCGCUUUCAUGGUCGACAAUGAAGCAAUUUAUGAUAUCUGUAAAAGGCAUUUAGAUGUUGGGUAUCCAAGAUACAUCAACCUUAAUCGUCCAAUUGCUCAGGUAGUGAGCUCUAUUACUGCUUCUCUAAGGUUUGAUGGGUCCCUUAAUGUUGAUUUAACCGAGUUUCAAACCAACCUGGUACCUUAUCCACGUAUUCAUUUCCCAUUGGUUUCGUAUGCACCAAUAAUAUCGGUUGAGAAAGCUUACCACGAGCAGUUAACCGUUUCUGAAAUAACAAACGCGUGCUUUGAAACCGGUAAUCAGAUGGUUAAAUGUGACCCUCGUCGUGGGAAGUACAUGGCUUGUUGUCUGUUGUACCGAGGUGAUGUGGUCUCGAAAGAUGUUAACGCUGCUAUUGCAGCAAUUAAAAAGAAAAAAUCCAUCAAGUUUGUGGAUUGGUGCCCAACAGGGUUUAAAGUUGGUAUCAAUUCCCAACCCCCGACCGUUGUCCCUGGAGGAGAUAUGGCCAAGGUCCAACGGGCCGUGUGCUUGCUGAGCAAUACGACAGCUAUUGCUGACGCUUGGGCCCGUCUGAAUUAUAAAUUUGACUUAAUGUAUGCCAAGCGAGCUUUUGUUCAUUGGUAUGUUGGUGAAGGUAUGGAGGAAGGAGAGUUCACGGAAGCGCGCGAAGAUUUGGCUGCGUUGGAGAAAGAUUAUGAGGAAGUUGGUUCUGAUUCACUUGAAACGGAAGAUGAGAUCGAAGAAUAUUAAAUAUUAUAUAUGAAACUUUAUUACAAACCGAUUGAGAGGUAUAUUAUACACAUGUGAAUGUGUUGCUCCGCUAUUAAACGAAUGAUUUUUAUUUUAUUUAUUUAUUUUUUUUUUGCGAUAUUAAAAUCGCAUUGUUUUCCUGUUUUGUUGCAUAUUCGAAAUAAAGACAUUUUAGAAACAUUUU
This is a messenger RNA of Octopus sinensis (East Asian common octopus), 1596 nucleotides long. Its product is annotated as tubulin alpha-8 chain-like. The record is from RefSeq and is a predicted model, not a curated record. The transcript is spliced from 3 exons. Gene Ontology annotation, biological process: microtubule cytoskeleton organization; mitotic cell cycle. NCBI's taxonomy places the organism in Eukaryota, Metazoa, Mollusca, Cephalopoda, Octopoda, Octopodidae. Gene Ontology annotation, cellular component: cytoplasm; microtubule. Bases 69 to 1412 code for a protein of 447 amino acids. Gene Ontology annotation, molecular function: structural constituent of cytoskeleton; GTP binding.